This is a messenger RNA of Ostrea edulis (European flat oyster), 1049 nucleotides long. RefSeq lists its product as uncharacterized. The coding region runs from base 13 to 897 and encodes 294 amino acids. The transcript has 5 exons. Lineage: Eukaryota; Metazoa; Mollusca; Bivalvia; Ostreida; Ostreidae. The record is from RefSeq and is a predicted model, not a curated record.
CUUUUCCUCACAAUGAUCAAUUCCAAAAUUCCAAAAUUGGUCUAUAUAAGCACAGUCUUUGAACCAAAUUGUCAAUCAGAAUCUUCGAUAAGAAUGGAAGAUAUCAGAAUUACCAUUAUCUUAGUUCUCUCCCUUGUGGCUGGUUUACAAGCUGCUAGAUGUCGCCCAUGUGAUGGCUCGUCAUCGAGUUAUGCUGACAAAUUGAAUACCUGCAACCACCAUGUGACAAAAGAAAGCGUUCUCAAUUCACUGAAGUCGCUUAACGAAACGUUUAGGUCAUUCAAAAGAGAAAUGGAGACGCAAUACAACAUCAUACAAGGUUUUGACAUUUCCACAUUUUCCACAACAUGUGUUGAGGACCCUCUAACCGAUACUAUCAAGAAACACCUGCCAAAAACUCACAAGGACCGCUUUAUUCACGAAACAUAUGCCACUUUGUCAUAUGCUUACGAUGUAUUAGAAAAGGCCUCUUACAAUUUCGAAGGGGAGCGCUGGAUACUAAAAGGCAAACUUACAAAAGUAAUGUGCAAAAUGGUUAGUGUCAAUCGCAAAAUUCACUGCAGAAAGAAUCGCCAGAAACCAUCCCAACAAAUGAAAAGCUUUGACGUGACCAAAGUAUGUGAACGAAGAAACGUUUUCCCAUGUGGGUAUCGACCACUCUGGACUUUAAAAGCUUUGGGAAAUGUACAAACAAUCAUAGAAUAUACUUUAAGAUUCUGGGAUUCCUGUGUCAAAGACAACUCCAGAAACGGUUCAGUAGUAAGUGUCUGCAGGCAAACAAUUACCGGAAUGCUAUGGGAAGCUCCCUCUUCAUCCGAGCAGUCCUGUACCAUUACAAACUUGCCAGAUGUGAUCUACCUUAUGAUAUUUACAAUAUAUACAUACGUAUAUUUUUAAAACAAAGAUUGGUUAGUUACAUACAUAUCAAAUUAUUGUUUAUUAUAUACAUUGCAAUAUACAAAUGUAUAUAAAUAUUUACAUUUUGUUGUUUUUAUUGCUAUGAUGUCUUCCAUGUUUUUACAUUUGAUAAUAAAAUGUUUUAUAUAAUU